UUAGAAGGAUCAUCUUAGGCUACCUAUACAAUGCCAUCGGUAAAUCAGACUUUAUCCUAAAUUCUGGUCCUUCCUCAGGCCACCCGAGCAUGAAGUACUGUCACCUACCCGCAUUAACUUGCUGCAACAACACUGGUCCAAGCGGGUUGUGUCCGCUGCAUGCCUAGACCACGGCAACCAUCUGUCUAGACCGUGUCCCUGGAGACGCCUGAGAGACAUGUCCCGGGCACAGAUCUCAGCUCUGGUGUUCGGCGUCGGGGGCUUUGGUGCUCUCGUCGCUGCCACUGCAUCCAAUGAGUGGAAAGUAACCACCCGAGCAUCCUCGGUGAUAACGGCCACUUGGGUUUACCAGGGUCUGUGGAUGAACUGCGCAGGUAACGCGUUGGGUUCUUUCCAUUGCCGACCACACUUUACUAUCUUCAAAGUAGAAGGUUACAUCCAGGCAUGUAGAGGACUUAUGAUUGCGGCUGUUAGCCUGGGCUUUUUUGGUUCCAUAUUUGCCCUGUUUGGAAUGAAAUGUACCAAAGUCGGAGGCUCAGAUAAAGCCAAAGCUAAAAUUGCUUGUUUGGCUGGCAUUGUAUUCAUACUGUCAGGGCUAUGCUCAAUGACCGGGUGUUCCCUGUAUGCAAACAAAAUCACAACGGAAUUCUUUGAUCCCCUCUUCGUGGAGCAAAAGUAUGAAUUAGGAGCUGCUCUGUUUAUUGGAUGGGCAGGAGCCUCACUCUGCAUAAUUGGUGGUGUCAUAUUUUGCUUUUCAAUAUCUGACAACAGCAAAGCACCCAGAAUGGGAUACGCGUACAAUGGGGCCACAUCUAUCAUGUCUUCUCGGACAAAAUAUCAUGGCGGAGAAGGAGAUUUUAAAGCCACAAACCCUUCAAAACAGUUUGAUAAAAACGCUUACGUUUAAAAAGAGCACUGCCCACAAGCUGUGUCUUGAGCUUGUUAUAUACAUGAACUGUUCUCAAAAUGAUGCCAUCAAGGCCCUCCUGUAAUUAACACUCAAACUAUUUUUAAAAUAUGCAUUUGAAGAAUUUGUUGAUUAUUGGAUGUAAAUGUUCUUACAUAGUUACAUACUAAUCAUUUUCUGUUGUGGCUUUCUAUGAAAAAAAAUAAAGAGGCUAUUUACAGGAUAUGUAUAUAUUUUACACAUCAUAGAACCUGUAAUGUAUUUAGCACCAGCGAUUCCAGUAUUUGUAAUGUAGCCGUCUU
Molecule: messenger RNA, 1209 nt
Organism: Hippopotamus amphibius kiboko
Lineage: Eukaryota; Metazoa; Chordata; Mammalia; Artiodactyla; Hippopotamidae
Gene: CLDN10
Product: claudin 10
Exons: 5
Coding region: 218-907 (229 amino acids)
Biological process (GO): bicellular tight junction assembly; cell adhesion
Cellular component (GO): bicellular tight junction; plasma membrane
Molecular function (GO): structural molecule activity
Source: RefSeq, a predicted model, not a curated record